GCAAUUCCCACGUUCAGCCCAAACAAGCCAGUCCGCCUCCACGGAGCUCCUCUGUCGUCUCCGCAGUUUUCCAGAUGCAGGCGCAGAAACUCAAAGAAACAAGGUCAGCAGUCAGAACAAAGAAUGAAAGGGCAGCUUGGGAAGUUUUUCUGUCUCAUGCCAGAACACUAAAUUAAUUUCCCUUUUUUAACACUCCAGUACUUUUGAGAAAAGUCUUCACGCGGUUUGUCUUCCAGAAGCGAUGGGAUUUUCUUUGCGAAUUCACCUUUUCACAGCUUUUGUCUCGUGCAUUAAGGUUUACACUCAAGUGGUGCAACCCGCGAAGCAUCCAGGCCUGCAGGUGUUGGCCACGGCCUCACAUUACUGGCCCCUGGACGCUGUGGACGGAAUCCACGAGCUGUGGGACCAGAUUGGAAACAGACCAGGUUAUGUUAACGGCAGCAACAUAACUCUCAGAAUCCACAACCACACUGUGCUCCCCUCCUCCCAUAACUCUUCCUAUGUGUAUACCAAUGACUCUGCCUACACUAACAUUUCUGCGACAGUAGAUAUUGUGGAAGGGAUGGUCAACAAGGGCAUCUUCCUGAACGGAGACCACGGCGGCACGUUUCUCCACUUUGGAAACUACCAGAACUCCUGCAUCAGCGACCCGACGCUGUGCGGCCCCGAGGGGAUAACCUUCUCCUUCUUUUGGAAAAACCACGAAUCAGAGUCCCGUUUUGCUGUCGCCUCCGGAGGGAAAGUCAUCUCCAACGGCUUCUCCGUCUACAUCAAUAACUUCGGAGGAUACGUGGAGUUUUACACCCGAGGCAACAACCACAGGUGGAAGGCCAACAUCAAACUUCCAGGGCCUUACUGGACCCACAUUCUCUUCACGUGGACAAAAAAGGAUGGUCUGAAUGUCUACAUCAAUGCUACCUUCGUGGUUGGUGAUGCUGCUGGGGGCAGUGUCUCAGAGUACUAUGGUGACCCCUACCCUGACCUUGUCAUUGGAACGGGCAACGACAGGGCGUACGGUCACUAUGUAACGGGUGCCUUCGAUGAGUUUGUCAUCUGGGAAAGGGCUCUUUCACCUAACGAGAUCUUGCUUUACUACGGUGCAGCCACAGGUCAGGCCAUUGUUCCGGCCACAACGCCCAGAGUCUCCAAAGAAGUCACUUCAACUUUACCGACAGCCAGAGCCAUCGAAGAGAGUCCUCCUGUCGUCAUCAGUCAGCCGGAGAAGGUCCUGAGCUCCCAGAACCCACAGUCCAUGCCGGUGUUGAGCUUCCUGAAGGCGCUGCCCAAUAGGACCAUUCCUCACAACACUGCCAACAACCUCACACAGGCUUUUCUCAAAAGUGUGGAAGAAGUGCUGUCCUCUCCAGGCCUGAAAGAGCAGUCCACGCCUGUGGUCAGCGGUCUGAUCGAGACCGUGGACAGAGUGAUGGAACAUAUGGUGACUAACCUGGAGCCCAGCCCGAACUCCCUCAUCUCCCUGGGUGGAACAUCUUUUGUUGCAGAUUACUCUCUGAUGAAAUUCCCUCAGAACUACAACCUGCCGCAUUACCGCUUCCCCACACAAGGCAAGAACUACAUCUCGGUGCCGGGCGAAGCUUUCGCCAUGCAGUCUCAAACCACCAUCGUUGGCCUCUUCUACCACAACAUGCACAGCUACUACAAAGAGAUCAGCCCUGUCAAGACCAGGAUUAAUGAAGCUUCUGAUUUCAAGGAUCACAAGAUCCAGGUAGCGAGCUGUCUCAUCUCUCUGAAGGUGGAGCCUCUACCGGCCCUGGCGGUCAACCUCUCUGGAGCUCCACUCAUCAAGAUUGUCCUGACCCACGUCUUGACUAAAGAACAGCAAGAGCAAGUACUAAAUCAGAGCAAUAAAGUCUUCCUCUACUGCGCCUUCUUGGACUACAGUUCAAAUGAGGGAAUCUGGUCCAACGAAGGAUGUGUGCGCUCGGAUGGAAACAUGACGUACUCUGUGUGUUUGUGCAACCACCUCACCAACUUUGCCAUCCUUAUGCAAGUGGUGCCUUUAAAGCUCACGACUGGCCACAAGGUGGCACUAUCAACCAUCGGUUAUGUUGGCUGUUCAAUAUCCAUCUUCUGUCUUGCCAUCACUCUGGUCACUUUCGCUGUUCUGUCAUCAGUGAGCACCAUCCGGAACCAGCGCUACCACAUCCACGCCAACCUGUCCUUCGCCAUCCUGGUGGCUGAGAUCUUACUGCUCAUCAGCGCUCGCUUCGACCCGGGCACGCUGCCUUGUAAGGUGAUGGCCGUCCUGCUUCACUUCUUCUUCCUGAGCGCCUUCGCCUGGAUGCUGGUGGAGGGCCUCCACCUGUACAGCAUGGUGGUGAAGGUGUUCGGCUCAGAGGGCAGCAAACACUUCUACUACUACGGCAUCGGCUGGGGCUCUCCUCUGGUGAUCUGUGUGGUGACCAUGACGUCAGCUCUGGACAGUUAUGGCGAAGUUGACAACUGUUGGCUGUCUCUGAAGAACGGAGCCAUCUGGGCGUUUGUGGCACCAGCUCUCUUUGUCAUUGUGGUGAACAUUGGCAUUCUGAUAUCCGUGACCAGGAUCAUAUCGCGCAUCGGCGGAGAGAGUUACAAGGUUCAUGGAGAUGCCAAUGCAGUCAAGCUGACUGCAAAGGCAGUGGCUGUGCUGCUGCCCAUACUCGGCAUCUCCUGGAUCUUUGGCGUUCUUGCUGUCAACACACACUCUUUGCCCUUCCUGUAUAUCUUCGCUGUAUUCAACUCGUUACAAGGGUUCUUUGUCUUCCUGUUUCACUGUCUUCUCAACUCUGAGGUCAGAGCUGCUUUCAAACACAAAACCAAAGUGUGGUCUCUCACCAGCAGCUCCAUCCGAAACAUCAACGUGAAGCCGUUCAACUCUGACAUCAUGAAUGGAAACAAGGAGGGCGUGACUCCCACCAAGAUGAACACGUGGGACAAAAGCACCAACUCAGCCAAUCGCAUCGACCUCUCCGCCGUGUAGAACCACGCCGGGUCACUUCUGACGGUGGCCGGAGAGCAAUCUGAAGCUCACGAGCGUAGUAUGACAAACACUGGCCAGAGUAUUAUCCCACUUUGUUACGUAAUGAAUUGGACACUCAUCCGCUCAAGUGAAAGUGAUACCAAAGGAGGUGACAUGUAAUGGCUUCACUGUUAAAGACAAACAGACUCUGAGGACUGUGCCUUCUUAUUGUCUCUUUAAAAUCAUAUUGUGUUCCCAAAGACGAGAGCAGGGAUUUCUGAGGCGGUCAGUGAAGUGACGGAUCCAUGCGUGUAGUUCAGGGUCUUGCACUUUGUCUGUUGCGUGUUUUUUUUUUCCAAAAUAAAGUCCUAAGUCCUCUCUGGUGAAGUCAAUAAGCGUAUUUCCCAAAAUGCCAGAAUAUGCCUUUAAAUCACAGAGGUGUGUUCUGACAUGUAUUUAGUCUCACACAAUAAAAUGUAAAGCACAUUUACAUCGGCUUGACUGGCAGAAAAAGUACCUUUAAAAUUAAGGCAAUACGUUUUUCAGGUUGUGGUUGGGUACAAACACAAAAACCUGGACACAAAAAGGAAAAGUAAAGCAAUGUUUGGAAGGAUCCACAAUGGAUUCAACGAUGGAUUCGCCAGCUGUUAACAUCAGCUUCGCGAAAAAUGAAAUGCAUAUUUUAGCUGAAUGAACUUCACCCGAUUCGUACGGCUUUAAUCCAGUGUGACGGAUGGCACAACACAACAACCAGCAGCGUAGCAGUGAAUUAGACCCUAAGUGAUUCUGACCUAAUGUAUUUAUUUAUUUUGUGAUUCGUGUCUUCUGCAGAGCGUCACAGCUCAGCCAUCAGUACGUCCUGGCGUUAAAUUCUGUGUCUGUCUGGGUGUUUCCUCUCUUGAAAUAAACUGACUGGUGUAUCUGCUGUACCUCCCGUCUGAGUAAGCUGCACCAUGUUAUGCUUUUCUGAGAACAGUGAAUACUGGUCCUGUUUUGGACACGACUCUGUGAAGUUUUAUGGUGUCUUUAGCUAUUUCUGUUUCUAAUUUCCUUUGCAUUUUCAUAUGUUUGUUUUUUUGUACACUAAAAUAUGAAAUAUGUUGUACAACAGAGGGACUUGAUAGGUUUGUUGCUUUUUUUACUUAAAAUACUGUGAGAAUGGAGAGAGAUAUUGAUGUCAUUGAUCCUACACUGUACCAACAUUAAGUGAAGAUUAGAAAGCAGGAUUUACUGUAAGUCACUCUGCGCUCAUUUUCCAUGUCCAAUUUAAAGUUGAAUAUUUCAUUAUUUCCAUGCAUGUAUGGCCUUAAAUGAUUGUUGUCUUAUGGUACUACAGUUUGUGCUUCCAAUUAUCUUUAUUAUAAAAGGUUUAUGACAAGAAA
Scatophagus argus is the source of this 4341-nucleotide messenger RNA. It is a transcript of the gene adgrd1, whose product is annotated as adhesion G protein-coupled receptor D1. Gene Ontology annotation, cellular component: membrane. Gene Ontology annotation, biological process: cell surface receptor signaling pathway; adenylate cyclase-activating G protein-coupled receptor signaling pathway. Gene Ontology annotation, molecular function: G protein-coupled receptor activity. Bases 242 to 2980 code for a protein of 912 amino acids. NCBI's taxonomy places the organism in Eukaryota, Metazoa, Chordata, Actinopteri, Scatophagidae. The transcript is spliced from 27 exons. The record is from RefSeq and is a predicted model, not a curated record.